AUGAAGUUCUUCACCACUGCCCUGGCCAUGGCCGCUGCUGCCAACGCCCACACCCUCAUGUCCAAGCUGUACAUCAACGGCGAGUCCCAAGGCGAAGCUACCUGCAUCCGUAUGCCCAAGGAUGGAGCGACCUCCACCUCUCCCGUUGCCGGCCUGACCAGCAACGAUAUGGCUUGCGGCAAGGACGGCCAGAUCGCCGCCGCUUACACCUGCGCUGCCCCCGGCAACUCGAAGCUCACUUUCGAGUUCCGCCAGUGGCCCGAUGCGCGUGCCCAGGGUUCCAUCGACCCUUCCCACAGGGGUCCCUGCUCCGUCUAUGUCAAGAAAGUUGACGACAUGACGACCGCCGCCGCCGGCCCCAACUGGUUCAAGAUCUGGGACGAGGGCUACGACGAGUCCACCCAGCAGUGGUGCACCGACAAGCUCAUCGCCAACAAGGGUCUCUUGACCGUCGAGCUCCCCUCCGGCCUCCCCGCAGGCUACUAUCUCAUCCGCACCGAGAUCCUCGCCCUCCACCAGGCUGUCAGCCUCCACGACCCCCAGUACUACGUCGGCUGCGCCCAGAUCCACAUCUCCGACGGUCCCUCCGGUGCUCUCGAAAUCCCCUCCCAGGACUCUGUUAGCAUCCCCGGCUACAUUGACGGCUCCGAGCCCGGCAACAACUUCAACCUCUACGACAACCCGAAGUUCCCCUACCCCAUCCCCGGCCCCCAAGUUUACAGCCCCGCCAGCACCAGUUCCUCCAGCGUACAGGCCACAUCCUUUGAGGGCGGCGUCCCCGCCGACUGCCUGAUCAAGAACGCCAACUGGUGCGGUAAGGCCGUCGCGGCCUACACCACCCAGACGGGCUGCUGGGCCGGCGUCGACGCCUGCUACGCCCAGGGCAACGAGUGCUUCGACUCCGCCCCGCCCACCGGCGCCGCCAACUGUUACGUCUGGAACGAUAUGAUGUGCAAGGGCAUCUCGGCCCAGUGCACAGCUAUGAACUUCCAGGGCCCUCCCACCAUCGAGAUGACUGCCAAGACUGUCGCCGCCCCCGGCCCCAUCCCCGCCGCCGUGAACCUCAACCUCCUCGGCGGCUCCGCCAACAACGCUGCCCCCGCCCCGGCCCCCGCCACCCCUUCCAAGACCGCUGUCCCCGUCGCUUCUUCCUCUGCCCCCGCUGCUGCGGCUACCCCUUCGGCCGUGUAUGCCGCCGAGGACCCUGUCGCCACCAACCCGCCCGCCGCCGCCGUCCCGACUCCCACCCCGGCUGCCCCUGCCCCUGCCCCUGCCGCUCCUUCUGCCUCCGCUCCCGCCACGGGCGGUCUCGUUGCCUCCACCGACGGCACCUGCGGUGGCAGCACCGGCUUUACCUGCGAGGGUAGCACCUUUGGCUCCUGCUGCUCCGCCAGCGGCAAGUGCGGCAGCAAGAUUCUGCAGUGCAGGCCCUCUUGCGGCUGCCAGUCCAAGUUCGGUCUCUGCCUCGAGGCCCGCAGCCUGAAGAAGCACAACUAA
Molecule: messenger RNA, 1497 nt
Organism: Colletotrichum orchidophilum
Lineage: Eukaryota; Fungi; Ascomycota; Sordariomycetes; Glomerellales; Glomerellaceae
Product: endoglucanase B
Exons: 2
Coding region: 1-1497 (498 amino acids)
Source: RefSeq, a predicted model, not a curated record